This is a messenger RNA of Eupeodes corollae, 1575 nucleotides long. RefSeq lists its product as uncharacterized. The transcript has 2 exons. Lineage: Eukaryota; Metazoa; Arthropoda; Insecta; Diptera; Syrphidae. The record is from RefSeq and is a predicted model, not a curated record. Bases 1 to 1188 code for a protein of 395 amino acids.
AUGCCUUCGUCAAGUGCGGUUCAUCGUAGCUUACUGGUUGAAAGUCGCGCUCAUAUUUAUAGAUCUGUAAUCAGAUCGAGAAUCCGUAGAUUUGGUGUACACCCCAUAAAUCGUGAAAGGGAAAAUUAUGGUGAAUUUCAUCAUUUAUAUCUAAAUCUUCGCAGAUUUCCAGAUCGCUUUUGGCAAUAUUGUCGUAUGUCAGUACCAUCUUUUGAUUUGCUGUUGGAAAAAGUUCGACCAAAAUUAACAAGACAAAAGAAAGCAAUUAGUCCAGAACAACGGCUGGUUUUAUGUUUAAGAUUUCUCGCAACAGGUCUUUCGUUUCGAGAUUUAGCUUUUGCUUUUCGAAUGGGCAGAAGCACAGUAAGUAACAUUGUCUUGGAAACUAGCGUUAUCAUAUGGGAACAACUUGUGGAAGAAUAUAUGCCUAUACCAACAACUGACCACCUUCGAAAUGUUAUUAACGAUUACUACCGACGCUGGAAAUUUCCUAACUGUUUUGGCAGUAUUGAUGGUAGACAUUGCCAAAUUCAAUGUCCAGCAAAUUCUGGCUCUCAUUAUUUUAACUACCUGCAUUAUUUUUCUAUUGUACUGCAAGCUGUAGCUGAUGCUGACAAAAAGUUUCUAACAAUCGAGGUGGGUGGGAGAGGAAAACAAAGUGAUGGUGGUACAUUUUCUGGAUCUACUUUGUUCAAAUUACUUGAAGCUGAUAAAUUUAACGUUCCACCUCCACAAGCAUUACCAGAAUCAAACAUUGUUCUUCCCAAUUUUUUAAUCGGAGAUGAGGCUUACCCCCUGAAAAACUAUUUACUAAGACCUUAUCCAAGGAGAAACUUAAAUGCUCAAACAGAAAACUUCAACAAAAAACUUUCAAUCGCAAGAAAAUGCAUUGAGUGUGCAUUUGGCAUAUUAAGCAAGAAAUGGCGGUUUUUACAAAAAAACAUCGAAACGAAGCCAAGCACUGCAGUUCGUUUAAUUAAAUGUGCUUGUAUACUGCACAAUUUUGUGAGAGAGUGCGAUGGCGACAGUGACCUUGAUUAUAUACACGUGUCUGCAGAAAUGGCUAAUGACUUAGCUCAAACAAAUGCAACCACCCAAGAAGAACAGUCCCGUUAUAACAGAAGCUCAAGCAAUGCGUUGAAUACAAGAAACGAGCUUGUGCAAUAUUUUUGGGAAUUCGGGCAUUGAACAAAAAACACUACUAUUUGUAAAGAUUAAAUAAAUUAAACUUACCAGAACAAUUACAAAUUUGUCCAACUUUUUCCCACUCUUUAUCGGUGACAUUUUUAUUUUUGUGAUCUUUGUGGGUGUCCUGCCAUAGCAUUGGGCGGCUUUGGACAGCUGAAAUUAAACUUUCAAUGUUUAUUGUAGACAUCUUUUUUUUACGUCGCUCAGCGAUCGACUGAAAAAUUAAAACAAAUUUGAUUGCUAAGCGACGUCGCUCUGUCGCUUGAAAAUUCGCUCAGUCGCUUACGGCUUAUGUGGCCACCUCCAUACGAUUUCAUGUGUUCUAAUUUUUUUGAGUCGCUCAGCGGCUCGUCGCUCGGUCGCUCAGUCGCUCGUCGCUCAUUACGU